This is a messenger RNA of Lottia gigantea (owl limpet), 942 nucleotides long. RefSeq lists its product as hypothetical. The transcript has 5 exons. Gene Ontology annotation, biological process: glutathione metabolic process. The record is from RefSeq and is a predicted model, not a curated record. Gene Ontology annotation, molecular function: glutathione transferase activity. Lineage: Eukaryota; Metazoa; Mollusca; Gastropoda; Lottiidae. Bases 1 to 459 code for a protein of 152 amino acids.
AUGACAAAGCUAGUUUUUACUAAAAAAAAAACAGAACACAUUUUUUACUGUAUCAUUGGGUUGCGUGGAGAUUUGAAAGGUUUAGAUGGUAAAAAUAACAUUGAGAAACUUCAGACUGAUGUUAUAGUUGAAGAAUGUAUUCAGAUUCGAGAAGAUCAAUUCAACGCUCAUUUUGAAAAGGAUGAAACUAUCAAGGCAGAAAAACAGAAGAAACUGACGGAAACGACUCUUCCAAAAAUUCUGGGUUUUAUUGAGAAAGCUUUAAGUGAAAAUGCUCGUGGUAAUGGUUUUGUUGUGGGCAACCAGUUAACAUGGGCCGACCUGGCUUUAAUUGAUACGAUGGAACGUCUCCCUGACUUACUCGCCAAAUACCCCAAAAUAUCAGCCCACAAAAAACUGGUGGAAGGUUUACCUAAACUAGCAGCCUACAUCAACAAGAGACCAAAAACUGACCUUUAAUGCACUUAAAAGAAAAAAGGGUGGACUAGCCAAUAGAACUAAUACCUUGUCACUCAUCAGAUUAGAAACUAGACACCUAGUUCAUGUACAAUAAAUUAAAAACGAAGUGCCCACAUCAAUAAGAGAUUAAAGACUGAACUUGAAAGAAAUAUAAUAUACCACUUUUCUGGAUAUAAUCUGGCAUCUCGUUCAUCUACAAUUAAUUAACAACGAAAUGCGAAGUGAUUGCAGUUAAUCGUAUUUCCCAGACGACCGUUUAAUCAUUAUCUUGAGCAAACAGCUCAAGGAUCUGCAUAACCGGUAUAAUGACAUUUCGACAUUGGUUAUAGCCUGUUCAAGUAAUUGCAAGCGAACUAAAAGCAACAUUUUAAUUCUAUGUAGUGACACAAAGCACAUGCACAUUCACCCACUCACUUACAUUUAAUGAUAGCAUAUUAAAGAAUUUCAAUUAUAUUUCGAUGUAAAUAAAUCUUAAAUAGCUUC